GCCUCCUCUCCACGCCGGAGCAGUCAGCAUGGCGGACGAAAGGAGCUCCGAUGAGUCCCAGCAGGAGGAGAACAGCGAGCCGGAGGAGGCCGCAGGAGGAGAGGAGUUCAGGCUGGAGGAGGUUCUGCGGCUCGGAGGAACCCAGGCAGAUUACGUCCUCCUGGCGGCCCUGGACGACUCCGCCGAGCUCGUGGAUGGAGGAAUGAAGGGCGCCAUCGACGACCUGGAGGAGGGGGAGCUGGAAAAGUUCAUCACCAAGCUGGGAAUCCGAGGCCACGCCGGGCUGAGUGUCCCAGACGACCAGGAGGGCGGCGGCGCCGCGCAGCAGGAAAAAAACAGCAAAAAGGUCACCGCUACGCCGGCGGCUGAUCAAGAGUCCGCCGCUAAGAUUAAAAAACAGAAGAAGAAGGAAGAUGGCCAGCUCCCAGCUGGGAAAAAGUCCAAGCAGAACCUGAACGUGUUUGAGUUCCAGCCGCGGCAGGUUCUGCUCAUCAAACCCGGCGGGAAGUGGUUUGAGCUGGAGUACGCCUCGGAGGGAUCGGAGGCGCCGCAGGACGGCGCGCUGGUGUCCCGCUACAAGGCGCUGGCUCAGCAGCUGUUCGAGUCCGAAGUGCAGCUCUACAGAACCAAGAAGAACCUGCAGAAAGGAGCCAACUCCACCUGGAUCAAGACGGUGGUGUCCUCCGGCGUGCUGGCAGACAGGAUGGCGGCCAUGACGCUGCUGAUCCAGGACGCUCCGGUCCACAUGCUGGAUCACGUGGAGACCCUGGUUUCCAUGGUGAAGAAGAAGGGCAGCCGGCGGAUGGGCCUGAUGGCGCUGGACACGAUGCGGGAGCUGCUGCUGUCCAACCUCCUGCCGGAGGACAGGAAGCUCCGCCCCUUCGCCCAGCACCCCUUCGACCAGCUGGAGGAGCGGGCGAGCGGCAACCGCGACGCCCGCGACCGGCGCCUCAUCCUCUGGUACUUCGAGCACCAGCUGAAGCAUCAUGUGGCCGAGUUCGUGGCGGCGCUGGACGUGGUCGCCCACGACACCGUGGCGGCCACCAAGGCCAAGGCGCUGGCGGCGGCCCACGAGCUGCUGUUGGGCCGCCCCGAGCAGGAGAGGGCGCUGCUGAGCCAGCUGGUCAACAAGCUGGGAGACCCCGACUAUAAGAUGGCGGCCAAGGCGGCGCACCUGCUGGAGACGCUGCUGCACCGCCACCCCAACAUGAAGGCCGUGGUGUGCUGCGAGGUGGAGCGCCUCAUGUUCCGGCCCAACAUCGGCGCCAAGGCCCAGUACUACGCCGUCUGCUUCCUCAGCCAGGUGGCGCUGAACCACGAGGAGGCGCCGCUCGCCUCCAAGCUCAUCGCCGUCUACUUCUCCUUCUUCCGCGCCUGCGUCAAGAAGAAGGACGUGGAGUCCAAGAUGCUGAGCGCGCUGCUGUCCGGCGUCAACCGGGCGUACCCGUACGCCGCCGCCGGCGACGAGAAGGUGAAGGAGCAGCUGGACACGCUGUUCCGGGUCGUCCACCUGGCCAAGUUCAACACGGCCGUUCAGGCGCUCAUGCUGCUCUUCCAGGUCCUGGACUCGCAGCAGAGCGUGUCGGACCGCUUCUACGUGGCGCUGUACAGGAAGCUGCUGGAUCCGGGUCUGUCGGGUUCGUCCCGCCAGAACAUGUUCCUCAACCUGCUGUACAAGGCGCUGAAGGCGGACGUGGCGCCGCGGCGCGUCAAAGCCUUCAUCAAGCGGCUGCUGCAGGUCGGCGCCGAGCAGGGCGCCAGCUUCGCCUGCGGGGCGCUCUUCCUGGUGUCCGAGGUGAUGAAGGCCAAACCGGGCCUCCGAGUUCUGCUGGACCAGGGAGAGAACGGGGCGGAGGAAGAGGAGGAGUUCAGGGACCUAAAGGAAGAUGAUGAAGAUGAAGAGGAGCGGAUUGUGGAGGAAGGAGUCUGCGAGGCAGAACCUCAGAACCGGCCCGCAUCAUCAUGGGUCCACCACCAGAACCUGGAAGGGCGGAGCUCUGAGGGCUACGACCCGCUGCACAGAAACCCGCUGUUCUGCGGCGCCGACCGCUCCACGCUCUGGGAGCUGCACAGGCUGGCUCUGCACUUCCACCCGUCCGUGUCCCUGUUCGCCAGAACCAUCCUGCAGGGAGAACCGGUCCAGUACUCAGGUGACCCGCUGCAGGACUUCACCCUCAUCCGGUUCCUGGACCGCUUCGUCUUCAGGAAUCCCAAGCAGCUCAAAGGGAAACAAAACACGGAUUCUGCAGCCAUGAGGCCCAAACAGCGGUUCCCCGUCAGCUCCUUACCAGGCAAGUUUUUCUCAGAACGGACCGGAAUGAGCGAUUUAAUUAAAACAUUUUUAUAUUUCUUUAAAAACUUCCUGAAGGUUUCUGCAGGACCGAUGCGCCCCCUGCUGGACGGGUCAUUUAGAAGCCAUCCAGCUGAGUCAUGGUUCCUGUGGCUCCAUCCUGACUCCGGCUCUGGGUCCUAACCUUCGUCUCUCUUCCCGUUUCCCAGGAAUGUGAAGAGUAAGAAGGGGAAGAAGGAGCAGGAGGACUCGGAGGACUCCGACGUGGACGACCUGGACGAUGAAGAGGUGUCUCUGGGCAGCAUGGAUGAGGAAGACUUUGGAGACGACCUGGAGGAGGAAGGCGGGACCUUCAUGGAUCCUGAUGAUGAUGAUGAUGAUGUUCCGGAGCUGGAGUUCAGCGAGGAUGAGGAUGUUCCUGAUGAGUCGGACAAGGACAGCGAGGUCCCGGACAUCGCUCCUCAGAGCAGAACCAGGAAGAGGAAAUCCUCAGCGGAUCUGGACUUCUCUGGAUCUUUAGAGCGUAAAAAGGAGAAGAAGAAGAAGAAACCAAAGACGGAUGGAGCCGUGUUCGCUGCUGCUGAGGAGUUCGGAUCCCUGCUGGACGAAAACAGCGACUCCAAGUUCGACAACAUCGGCCUGAACGCCAUGGCCAACACGGACCGAGCCGGCCUGAAGCAGCUGAAGUGGGAGGCUCAGCGGGACGACUGGGUCCACGGGCGGGACGCCAAGACGCUGCGCAGGAAGAAGAGCUCGUUCAACAAGAGGAGGCCUCUGGGCAGAACCCGCCCCGCAGGCGGGACCUUCAGGAAGAAGAAGAAGAAGUAGCGGCGGCGGCUCCGGCGUCGGACCCUCAGUCCCGUUUGUCGGCCCAGGCUUGGCGGUCGCGCUCUCUGAUGCCGUAGAUCCCCGCCCACUCGUUGGACUGGUAAUAAACUGGGAGGACAGAAGAAAGGCGUUAAAUCGACGCUCAUGUACAAAGUUUGAACAGAUUUCCUAAAAGUUUUUCAAUAAAGUCUGAAAUGUUUUCCUGAUCCGGGAUCCUGGUGGGAAAACAGGAAGUUAAAAAAAAAAAAAGAAAUAAACAAUUUCAUAUUUACUAUUUUUUUUC
This is a messenger RNA of Cyprinodon variegatus (sheepshead minnow), 3401 nucleotides long. RefSeq names its product CCAAT/enhancer binding protein zeta (gene cebpz). Gene Ontology annotation, cellular component: nucleus. The record is from RefSeq and is a predicted model, not a curated record. The transcript has 14 exons. Lineage: Eukaryota; Metazoa; Chordata; Actinopteri; Cyprinodontiformes; Cyprinodontidae.